AUCAACCCAAGCAGAUACUUCAGUCAGACUCAGACCAGAGAGUCACGGUCACGGAACAGUAACUGAACCCGUCCAGCGUUCACUGACUUUUACAAUUAACUAAUUUUCGCCAAUAUUUGAUUAUUAAGUUGCGCUGUUCGUGCGUUUGUCCUUAGUUAUUGUUGACGCGUGGUUAAAUCGUCAGAAAUUGAUUUUAAUUUUGAAGGGAUUUGAAAACCUUCGAUAUGGAUGAAGAUAUCGACGCUUUGUUGGAGGCCGCGUUUGAUAAGAAAGGGAGCCAUAUAAAUUCGCGUGCUGCGUUGUUUUCUCUGCAACAUCGUGCCCAGGGCGAAGCAGAGGGGAAGGUCAACGGGGAAUCUUCUCAUCGCGUGAACGGAAAUGACACCAAAGAAAAAAAAUACGAUAAGGAGCGUGAUAAAGACAAGGACCGAGAAAAAGAUAAUAAAGAUCGAGAAAAGGAUAAUAAAGAUCGAGAAAAGGAUAAUAAAGAUCGAGAAAAGGAAAGAGACAGAGGAAAGGAGCGUGAUAAAGACAAGGAUGGAAAAGACAAAGAUCGAGAUCGCCGUUCAGGACGUAGUGACCGCCACAGAAGCCGAAGUAAAGACCGUAAAGAUCGAGAUCGCCGCAGAAGUCGGAGUCGGGACCGCCGCCGUUCUCGCAGUCCUCGAGAAGCUCGUCGAAGGUCUCGUAGCCCUCAUCGAGAUGGACGCAAACGAUCUCGCAGCCCAAGAGGCGGAAAAGAUCGCGAGAGAAACCGUGGCCGUCGGUCUCCAACGCCAAUCAAGAAACAACUAACCGAAAUGACCGUUGAAGAGCGUGACGCCCGAACUGUGUUCUGUAUGCAGUUGUCUCAGCGCAUUCGUGCCAGAGAUUUAGAAGAAUUCUUUUCUGCGGUUGGCAAGGUUCGAGAUGUCAGAUUGAUUACUUGCAAUAAGACACGUCGCUUUAAAGGUCUUUGUUAUGUUGAAUUUGCUGAGCCAGAGUCAGUCCCCUUGGCAAUUGCACUGACCGGUCAAAGAUUGUGUGGUGUGCCUAUUGUCGUGCAGCCCACUCAAGCUGAAAAGAACCGACUUGCAGGAAGUAACAUGCCUGCGAUGAGUUCAUUCAACAAAGGUCCAAAUGGCCCCAUGCGGUUGUAUGUUGGAUCGCUCCAUUUCAAUAUCACAGAAGACAUGUUGCGUAGCAUCUUCGAACCGUUUGGUAAGAUCGAACACAUGCAGCUCAUGAUCGAUACGGAAACUGGUCGCUCCAAAGGAUAUGGAUUUAUCACGUUUCGAAAUGCCGAGGAUGCGAAAAAGGCUAUGGAACAACUAAAUGGAUUUGAAUUGGCUGGUCGGCCCAUGAAAAUCAACCACGUGACGGAACACUUUACCGGAAAUCAUACCUAUCUGGAUAGUGACGAAAUGGAUAGAGCUGGAAUUGAUUUGGGCGCCACUGGUAGACUCCAACUGAUGGCAAAAUUGGCUCAAGGCACAGGGUUGGAGAUCCCAGCAGCCGCACAAUCAGCCCUUAAUCUUCAGGCUUCCAUCCAAGCAGCUCAACAACAAGCAUUGCCUGUUGCCGCUGUUGCUCCUCCCAUUGCCACCCAGUGUUUUAUGCUUUCCAACAUGUUUGAUUCGAGUUCUGAGACGCAUCCUUUAUGGCAUCAGGAAAUAUGUGACGAUGUCAUGGACGAAUGCAACAAACAUGGUGGUGUACUUCACAUCUAUGUUGACAAAGCAUCACCCCAAGGUAACGUGUACGUCAAGUGUCCGUCCGUGACUGUAGCGGUCAAUGCCGUCAACGCUUUGCACGGGCGCUGGUUUGCUGGAAGAAUCAUCACAGCAGCUUACGUCCCACUAAUUAACUAUCAUUCGUUAUUCCCUGACUCCAUCACGGCCACCACCCCAUUGAGGAAGUGAAGUGCUUUAAAGCUUCGUGACCCACCGUCAAUCGUCUCCGUUGCCCCAUCAACAGUUAUUGCGCUUGUGUACAGACCCAUCCAUUUCCAUUUUGACCCAAUGAGCACUCGUACCUCACUUGUGUCGCAGAGGAAAUCAUUAUCGCCUCAACUAUUUUCAGAUUGAAACCAUCGCCGGGGUUAGAGGGGAACAUAUAUUUACUGGGUUUCUCAAAUGGAUAUAAAAAGAAUUGUAAUGUCCCAUGAUUUGUCAUUCAUUAAUACACCGACAUUUUUCUCUUUGA
Molecule: messenger RNA, 2184 nt
Organism: Daphnia magna
Lineage: Eukaryota; Metazoa; Arthropoda; Branchiopoda; Diplostraca; Daphniidae
Gene: Caper
Product: RNA-binding protein 39
Exons: 10
Coding region: 225-1901 (558 amino acids)
Biological process (GO): mRNA processing
Cellular component (GO): nucleus
Molecular function (GO): RNA binding
Source: RefSeq, a predicted model, not a curated record